AUGAGACCCGGCAAGGGCUGCGCCAGCUGCCGCGACCGACAUCUGAAGUGCGUCACGGAGUCGGGCAAUACAUCGUGCACGCGGUGCCUGGAAGCCGAACGGCAGUGUACUUUCGGGCCUAAGUAUCUGUUCCGGCAGGUCUCGCAUGUUGAUGGACCCGGGCAGGGAGUGAAAGGUAGGCAGGAGUUGAGUUAUGGGAGGGAUCAGGUUUGGGUUUCGACGAGGAAGCAUUGUAAACGAGGAGCACCGAUAUCUGGACUACUUUCGCCAAUCGUGCCGUCUGAGGUUCCGAGAAGCAGUGGAGCGGCAACAAUUGAGAGCCUUCUGCGAUCUGAUACAUUGUCGGGGGCUCAGAAUGUGCUGAACUCGACACAACAUCGAGUCGCAAGACCUCAAACUGCCAGCCACGGGCCUGUCCAUGACUUCUCUUCUCCUGCUUCCAUCGAAGAGCUGACAAAACGGCAUGAAGACGGUCUAAACGCUACCUCCCCAUCAUUUUGUACUCCAUUCCCAGUCGGAAGCACCGAUGGACAAUCUCCAACACAGAGUCUGCCUACGCCGAGCGCGAUACCGAAGCCCAACCUCUCACGUAGGGAGGCUUACCUUGUCCAACACUUCAUCAACAAAAUAGGACCUUGGAUGGACGUCUGCGACUUGUAUAGUCACUUCACCCAUGAGCUUCCAAGGAGAGCCAUGCACAAGCCAUUGGUGCUCUUUUCUCUGUUGGCGAUCUCAUCUCGACACCUAGCAAUUCUGACUCAACAACCGGAGCCUGCGGAAGCCUCGUUUUAUCAUGGCCAAUGCCUUCGUCUGGUAAUCGAGCAGCUGGCACAGCCAGGUUCGAUCCACGACGACAACUUGCUCGCCACCGUUGUCUGUCUGCGCAUAUACGAAGAGAUCGAGCACAAAACGGAUAAUCAUCUCCAUCUAGCCGGUACGAGUCGCCUUCUCAGAGCGAUCCCAACAUUUGCACAUUCUGGAGGCUUAGGCGAAGCUGCUUGCUGGCAGUCUUUGCGUCAAGAUAUCUAUAUUUGCUUGACAAGAGGCCUACCGCCAAGUUUGGAUCUCGAAAGCUUUGAGGCAUCGUCCGUCUUCACCUUCCGCGACGAUGCGGCGUGUGCGAACAUCAUUGUCCUCUGGUUCGCGAAGAUUCUGCGACUUGCUUAUUCCAAUGACCAUAAGGCAUCGACAGAUUGGAAUCGGCUGGCACUCGACGUGGAAGCAUGGAAUGAUCGUCGGCUGAGGUUGUUCCAGCCUAUUUACUACGAAGACUUCGACACGACGGACGAUCGGCCUUUUCCGGUCAUUCACAUGAUUAGCCCGCCACAAGUUACCGCUUUGCAGUACUACCAUGCUUGUAAGGCAUUUCUCCUUCUUCAUAAGCCGCACGCAGAGGUGCUGUCUGGCUUUCAAGCUGCGAAACGCCGGCGAACAAUGGAGCGCGAUGUGACUUCGCACCUGGUUGCUAUCGUUGGGCUAGCGGAAUCGAACCCCUUCGUAGAGAACGCCAACUUCACAGCACACCAUCUUCUUCGAAUAGGUGGCUACUGUAUCACGAACCCAGUUCAACGUCAAUGUGUUCUGGAUUUCCUCGACCACGUCGAAAGAGUUAUGGGAUGGAGCACCUCGGCCACGAUUGCCUUACUGAAAGACCAAUGGAGUGACCUGGACUGUCCGAAUGAUUGA
Zasmidium cellare ATCC 36951 is the source of this 1686-nucleotide messenger RNA. RefSeq lists its product as uncharacterized. Gene Ontology annotation, molecular function: DNA-binding transcription factor activity, RNA polymerase II-specific; transcription cis-regulatory region binding; zinc ion binding. The transcript is spliced from 4 exons. Bases 1 to 1686 code for a protein of 561 amino acids. Gene Ontology annotation, cellular component: nucleus. Gene Ontology annotation, biological process: positive regulation of transcription by RNA polymerase II. The record is from RefSeq and is a predicted model, not a curated record. Lineage: Eukaryota; Fungi; Ascomycota; Dothideomycetes; Mycosphaerellales; Mycosphaerellaceae.